CCUAACCCUUUUUCUCCACAAAACACACACCAACAACAUUUCCAUAUUCUUUCUAUUCUUUUCUUCAUUCUUGACCUAUGGCACCCUUUGAUCAAACCAAUGAUAGCUUUUGCACCAUUACUACUCAUCAUGACCCACUUAAUUGGGGUUUGGCGGCUGAUUCUCUCAAGGGAAGCCAUCUCGAUGAGGUGAAGCGCAUGGUCGAGGAGUAUCGGAGGCCCCUUGUCAAGCUUGGUGGUGAAACACUUACUAUAUCUCAAGUGGCUGCCAUUGCUACUCGAGAUUCUAAUGUUACUGUUGAGCUUUCUGAGUCUGCUAGAGCUGGUGUUAAGGCUAGUAGUGAUUGGGUUAUGGAGAGCAUGAACAAAGGGACCGAUAGUUAUGGUGUUACUACUGGGUUUGGUGCUACUUCCCAUAGAAGGACCAAACAAGGUGGUGCUCUUCAGAAGGAGUUGAUUAGAUUUUUAAAUGCUGGAAUUUUUGGAAGUGGAGUUGAGUCUGAUCAUACUUUGUCCCAUUCAGCUACGAGAGCGGCCAUGUUGGUGAGGAUCAAUACUCUUCUUCAAGGCUACUCGGGUAUUAGAUUUGAGAUUUUGGAAGCCAUUACCAAACUCUUGAACCAUAAUAUCACUCCAUGCUUGCCUCUUCGUGGAACCAUUACUGCUUCUGGUGAUCUUGUUCCUCUUUCUUACAUUGCUGGAUUGCUCACUGGCCGAUCGAAUUCUAAAGCUGUUGGUCCAAAUGGAGAACGUCUUAAUGCAAAGGAGGCUUUCCAACAAGCUGGUAUUCCAUCUGGAUUCUUUGAGUUGCAACCUAAGGAAGGGUUGGCUCUUGUCAAUGGCACUGCCGUUGGUUCUGGAUUGGCUUCUAUUGUUCUCUUUGAGGCAAAUAUUUUGGUUGUUUUAUCCGAAAUUUUGUCUGCCAUCUUUGCUGAAGUUAUGCAAGGCAAGCCUGAAUUCACUGACCACUUGACACAUAAGUUGAAGCACCAUCCUGGUCAGAUUGAGGCGGCUGCAAUUAUGGAACACAUUUUAGACGGGAGUUCUUACAUGAAAACGGCCAAGAAAUUACAUGAAAUGGAUCCUCUCCAAAAGCCCAAGCAAGAUCGCUACGCCCUUAGAACUUCACCCCAAUGGUUGGGUCCAUUGAUUGAAGUUAUUCGAUUCUCUACAAAGUCUAUUGAGCGGGAGAUUAAUUCAGUCAACGAUAACCCUUUGAUUGACGUUUCAAGAAACAAGGCUUUGCAUGGAGGUAACUUCCAAGGAACUCCAAUUGGAGUCUCCAUGGACAACACUCGUUUGGCUAUUGCUGCAAUUGGAAAGCUCCUUUUUGCUCAAUUUUCAGAGCUUGUCAAUGAUUUCUACAACAAUGGGUUACCCUCAAAUCUCUCUGCAAGCAGAAACCCGAGUUUGGAUUAUGGAUUUAAAGGUGCUGAGAUCGCCAUGGCUUCCUAUUGCUCUGAACUUCAAUACCUAGCAAAUCCUGUAACUAGUCAUGUCCAAAGUGCUGAGCAACAUAAUCAAGAUGUCAACUCUCUUGGUUUAAUCUCAUCGAGGAAAACAGCUCAGGCAAUUGAUAUUUUGAAGCUCAUGUCUUCCACUUUUUUGGUUGCUCUUUGCCAAGCAAUUGACUUGAGGCAUUUGGAAGAAAACUUGAAGUAUGUAGUGAAGAGCACGGUAAGUACAGUGGCCAAGAAAGUUCUCACCACAAGUGCUAAUGGUGCACUUCACCCAUCAAGAUUUUGUGAAAAAGAUUUAUUGAAAGUGGUCGAUAGAGAAUACACAUUUGCCUAUGUUGAUGAUGCAUGCAGUGCCACAUACCCAUUGAUGCAAAAACUAAGACAAGUUCUUGUUGAACAUGCUUUGGGAAAUGGUGAAGAUGAGAAGAACGAAAGCACUUCAAUUUUUCAAAAGAUUGGAGUCUUCGAGGAGGAAUUGAAAGCCAUCUUGCCGAAAGAAGUAGAAAAUGCAAGAUUGUCCUAUGAAAAUGGAACGUCUAUUAUUGAAAACCAAAUUAAAGAAUGCAGAUCUUAUCCACUAUACAAGUUUGUGAGGGAGGAGUUGGGAACUGGAUUGUUGACCGGAGAGAAAGUGAUAUCUCCGGGUGAAGAGUGUGAAAAGGUAUUUACAGCUCUUUGCCAAGGAAAGAUGAUCGAUCCAAUUUUAGAGUGUUUGAAGGGGUGGAAUGGGGCUCCUAUCCCCAUCUGCUAGCAGUGGUUCUACGGAACCAAGGAUCCAACGGUUUCAAUUUACUGGUGAUGAAAAAAACAAGCCCUUAGCUUUAUUUAUUUGGUUUUGUUUUCUUUUUUCUUUUUUCUAAUUUUAAUAUACGUCAAUGUGUAAUAUUUGGGAAAAUUUGUCCUAAUUAAUAUUCAACAUAAAUUUCUUAUAA
This is a messenger RNA of Benincasa hispida (wax gourd), 2391 nucleotides long. Its product is annotated as phenylalanine ammonia-lyase-like. NCBI's taxonomy places the organism in Eukaryota, Viridiplantae, Streptophyta, Magnoliopsida, Cucurbitales, Cucurbitaceae. The record is from RefSeq and is a predicted model, not a curated record. Gene Ontology annotation, biological process: L-phenylalanine catabolic process. Gene Ontology annotation, molecular function: ammonia-lyase activity. Gene Ontology annotation, cellular component: cytoplasm.